This is a messenger RNA of Gorilla gorilla gorilla (western lowland gorilla), 1993 nucleotides long. It is a transcript of the gene ARRB2, whose product is annotated as arrestin beta 2. The coding region runs from base 266 to 1531 and encodes 421 amino acids. The transcript is spliced from 15 exons. NCBI's taxonomy places the organism in Eukaryota, Metazoa, Chordata, Mammalia, Primates, Hominidae. Gene Ontology annotation, cellular component: cytoplasm. Gene Ontology annotation, biological process: G protein-coupled receptor internalization; signal transduction; positive regulation of ERK1 and ERK2 cascade. The record is from RefSeq and is a predicted model, not a curated record. Gene Ontology annotation, molecular function: angiotensin receptor binding.
UACCAGGCUGGGAAGGAGCGCGAAGGGCUGGGGGCGGAGCCAAUGGCCCCGCGUGUCUGCUAGAAGAGGGCGGGCAGCGCCGCGGCGCGCGCGAUCCGGCUGACGCAUCUGGCCCCGGUUCCCCAAGACCAGAGCGGGGCCGGGAGGGAGGGGGAAGAGGCGAGGGCGCGCGUGCGCAUUGGCGCGGGGAGGAGCAGGGAUCUUGGCAGCGGGCGAAGAGGCUGCGAGCGAGCCGCGAACCGAGCGGGUGGCGGGCGCGCGCACCAUGGGGGAGAAACCCGGGACCAGGGUCUUCAAGAAGUCGAGCCCUAACUGCAAGCUCACCGUGUACUUGGGCAAGCGGGACUUCGUAGAUCACCUGGACAAAGUGGACCCUGUAGAUGGCGUGGUGCUUGUGGACCCUGACUACCUGAAGGACCGCAAAGUGUUUGUGACCCUCACCUGCGCCUUCCGCUAUGGCCGUGAAGACCUGGAUGUGCUGGGCUUGUCCUUCCGCAAAGACCUGUUCAUCGCCACCUACCAGGCCUUCCCCCCGGUGCCCAACCCGCCCCGGCCCCCCACCCGCCUGCAGGACCGGCUGCUGAGGAAGCUGGGCCAGCAUGCCCACCCCUUCUUCUUCACCAUACCCCAGAAUCUUCCAUGCUCCGUCACACUGCAGCCAGGCCCAGAGGAUACAGGGAAGGCCUGCGGCGUAGACUUUGAGAUUCGAGCCUUCUGUGCUAAAUCACUAGAAGAGAAAAGCCACAAAAGGAACUCCGUGCGGCUGGUGAUCCGAAAGGUGCAGUUCGCCCCGGAGAAACCCGGCCCCCAGCCUUCAGCCGAAACCACACGCCACUUCCUCAUGUCUGACCGGUCCCUGCACCUCGAGGCUUCCCUGGACAAGGAGCUGUACUACCAUGGGGAGCCCCUCAGUGUAAAUGUCCACGUCACCAACAACUCCACCAAGACCGUCAAGAAGAUCAAAGUCUCUGUGAGACAGUACGCCGACAUCUGCCUCUUCAGCACCGCCCAGUACAAGUGUCCUGUGGCUCAACUCGAACAAGAUGACCAGGUAUCUCCCAGCUCCACAUUCUGUAAGGUGUACACCAUAACCCCGCUGCUCAGCGACAACCGGGAGAAGCGGGGUCUCGCCCUGGAUGGGAAACUUAAGCACGAGGACACCAACCUGGCUUCCAGCACCAUCGUGAAGGAGGGUGCCAACAAGGAGGUGCUGGGAAUCCUGGUGUCCUACAGGGUCAAGGUGAAGCUGGUGGUGUCUCGAGGCGGGGAUGUCUCUGUGGAGCUGCCUUUUGUUCUUAUGCACCCCAAGCCCCACGACCACAUCCCCCUCCCCAGACCCCAGUCAGCACCCACCCCCACACCCCCUCUUCCCGUCCCCCCAGCCGCUCCGGAGACAGAUGUCCCUGUGGACACCAACCUCAUUGAAUUUGAUACCAACUAUGCCACAGAUGAUGACAUUGUGUUUGAGGACUUUGCCCGGCUUCGGCUGAAGGGGAUGAAGGAUGACGACUAUGAUGAUCAACUCUGCUAGAAAGCGGGGCGGGAAGAAGGGAGGGGAUGGGGUUGGGAGAGGUGAGGGCAGGAUUAAGAUCCCCACUUUCAAUGGGGGAUUGUCCCAGCCCCUCUUCCCUUCCCCUCACCUGGAAGCUUCUUCAACCAAUCCCUUCACGCUCUCUCCCCCAUCCCCCCAAGAUACGCACUGGACCUUCUCUUGCUGAAUGUGGGCAUUAAUUUUUUUGACUGCAGCUCUGCUUCUCCAGCCCCACCGUGGGUGGCAAGCUGUGUUCAUACCUAAAUUUUCUGGAAGGGGACAGUGAAAAGAGGAGUGACAGGAGGGAAAGGGGGAGACAAAACUCCUACUCUCAACCUCACACCAACACCUCCCAUUAUCACUCUCUCUGCCCCCAUUCCUUCAAGAGGAGACCCUUUGGGGACAAGGCCGUUUCUUUGUUUCUGAGCAUAAAGAAGAAAAUAAAUCUUUUACUAAGCAUGA